Messenger RNA from Homalodisca vitripennis (glassy-winged sharpshooter), 4916 nucleotides. Its product is annotated as SRSF protein kinase 1-like. NCBI's taxonomy places the organism in Eukaryota, Metazoa, Arthropoda, Insecta, Hemiptera, Cicadellidae. The record is from RefSeq and is a predicted model, not a curated record. Gene Ontology annotation, molecular function: protein kinase activity; ATP binding. Gene Ontology annotation, biological process: regulation of mRNA processing; spliceosomal complex assembly; protein phosphorylation. The transcript has 11 exons. The coding region runs from base 322 to 2271 and encodes 649 amino acids.
AUUGCCAAAAUCUAGGCCGCAGUCCCGUCCGUAUUGCAUACAUGCCUGCAAGUGUGCGGUAGUGCGUAUUGGUAGUGAAUUGUGGGUUCUUUGCCAACUAGUGUUUAUAUAGUGUCCGAGUCAUGUGGUUCAUUUAUUUUGACCGAUGCAUACUAACUGAACGUAAUUGAAACUUGUACACCGGCAAGUAAAAUAAUGAUGAUUAUAGAUAGAGAAGCAAGGUUAUGUAGGUGAUGGUGCAGCUGUGUGGAGCGUGGCCGUGAGAGGGAACGGGGGCGCUGUAUGGGGUGUCUCGGUUGAGCGGUAGCAGGAGCGGAUGGGAUGAACUCAGAGGAAGACGUUUGCGAUGCCGGCCCUGAAGCGCUGGUGUACUCGCUGCAGAUGGAAUGGUUGGGACUGGACGGACGCACUUACGUGAACAACUCCGUGAGAAUAGAAUGGACCGAGGGGGACAGUCGCGCCGUGUGCGAGAUGCCGAAGAAGCUGUCCGACGGUGAAUUCUCGUCACAGGAAAUGGACAUCUCCGGGCACUGCAGUCGGUGUUUGGUGCAGGUGUUCGCGUUUGCAGCCCUCAUCCUGUUGUUGCUCAAGGGUCUGGGAGUUCAGACAGCUCGCCCCGUCACGUUCCCUGUUCCAGGCCUAUCCGUCCAGACUUGCCACGAAGUGCCCAAGAGGACCAGUGCCUCUGAGCUCUUGUCAGUUUCCAGGAGAAGUCUGUCGGCCGCGGCUGUCCUACAGAGCUGCUUCACCAGACCGUUUCUUAAAACGAGAUCUGAGCCAAGAGACUUCCAGACGAACGACCCGGUUGAAGCACAAGAGGAGGAGCUGCUCAACUCGGAGGACGAUGAGGAGCAGGAGGACCCCCGGGAGUACUGCCGUGGUGGAUAUCACCCAGUCAACGUCGGAGACUUAUUCCACUGCCGUUAUGAGGUGGUCCGCAAGUUGGGCUGGGGCCAUUUUUCUACAGUUUGGCUUUGUUGGGACCUCCUACAAAAAGAAUUCGUAGCACUUAAGGUAGUGAAGAGCGCACCGCACUACACGGAGACUGCCCUUGACGAAAUUAAACUGCUCAAACGAGUACGAGAGGCUGAUAUGAAUGACCCGAACAGAAAACGAGUAGUGAGACUUUUGAACGACUUCAAGAUGACGGGUCAAAAUGGAACACACGUGUGUAUGGUAUUUGAGGUACUUGGACACAACUUACUGAAACUGAUUAUCCGCAGUAACUACCAGGGUAUUCCUCUCGAAAACGUCAAGAUUAUUGUAAAGCAGGUGUUGGAGGGUCUGCUAUAUUUACAUACUAAAUGCGACAUCAUCCAUACGGAUAUCAAACCUGAAAAUAUUCUGUUAUGUGUGGAUGACAGCUAUGUUUACAGGAUAGCCUGGGAAGCAGCCAAUUGUUGGAAAAGGUUUGGUCGUCUGCAGGGUAUAAUGCCUUCAGAGCUGAAAAAUUACAAGAAUUUUACAGAAAUGGAAGUAGGAAGUUGUGGAACGGAAAGUGAUGAGAACAGUGCUGUGAACCAUACCGCUGCAGCCAGCAAUGGUAACAGUACUAGCAAUGGGAAUGGGAAUGGCAACAGUAACAGCAGUGGAAAUAGUGAACUGGGAGCAGAGGCUGCAGCUGCCAUCUCCUCCAGUGCAUCCUCCACUUACUCUACAGAGGCCUCCUCUAUAACCUCUGAUACCAAGGGAAAGUUUCGCAGAGUACAGUCAUGUCCUGAUCAUCAAGAACUUCGAAAUGAGAAUCAAGACCCUGUGCAUCAAGUUUGCAAUAUCAGUGUGAAAAUAGCAGACCUUGGCAAUGCUUGUUGGGUGAGUCAUCACUUUACGGAGGACAUUCAAACUCGGCAAUACCGGAGCUUGGAGGUGCUUCUAGGCAGUGGCUAUGGCCCUCCAGCUGAUAUCUGGAGCACUGCCUGCAUGGCAUUUGAGUUAGCAACUGGGGAUUUCCUGUUUGAGCCACAUUCAGGCAAUGGCUAUAAUCGGGACGAGGACCAUUUAGCCCAUAUCGUGGAGCUGUUGGGCCCUAUUCCUACCCACAUAAUCAAACAGGGCAAAAACUCCAAAGACUAUUUUACACCUGCUGGUGAGCUUAAAAACAUAUCAAAACUAAAGCCAUGGAGCAUGAGCGAGGUAUUGAUAGAGAAAUAUGAGUGGCCAGCGAGUACCGCCCGUGCAUUCUCAGAGUUCCUGACCCCGAUGCUGGAGUUCGACCCGGACAGAAGAUGGAGCGCAGCGCAGUGUCUUGCGCAUCCGUGGCUCCAGUCAUGAUGUCCGCUCCGCCUCUCUAGGCUCUCGCUCUCUGUACAAUUACAUUUAUACCUGGAACUAAAUAAAACAACAGCAUUUAUUGUGUCGUGUCUAAGCUGUCUACAAUUACUGGUAUAAAAUCACGUUUUUUGUUAAACAAAAUUUAUUGCUUUAUUGAAUAAGAAGGAAUUAUAAAAAUUAUUUUGUUACCUCCAACAAAACGUUAAAAGUUAAAAUGGACAAACUACCCAAAAUUAUAACUUAUUUGACAAAAUUGAGGAAUUGUAGCUUAUAUGGCUCCCUGCAUUAUACUUGCUAAGGAUUUUCAUACUUUUACAUAUACCAAAUAGUGUUAAAUGUGACACAGUGACUAUAUGAUUUCCAGUAUAUGCAUGGCAAAUUCUGGAGAGUUGCAUUAAAUAUUAAUCCGUUUUAGAAUAAGACCGUUCUAUAAAUAAUAGAGUUUUAUAAAGAAGAUAUACUUGGCAAAACUAUCCACAAGUAAUAUAUUGCAGAUGCAGUGACACUAUUAAGACAAUCAGUCAAGUUUAAUUUCAAUUAUGUGAUUAUUUAUCAACAGUUGUAAUUAUUACAACUUUGAGCUUACAUUAUUGCCUUUUAAAUCCAUAAGAAAACUAGAUAAGUAAUAUUUACUUAUUCUAGAAAUAAAACUAUGUCAAUAAUUAAAUAAGUUCAUAACAAAUGUGCUACUUCUGAUUCAUAUAAAUUAUGAAAUACCUCCAACAAAUAGAAGCCAUACUCUAUUAGGCUUUUCAUUAUUUUCAAGAGGUUACUAGGAGUCAUAUCAUCAUUGUUAUCUUUUAAUAUUUUAAAAUGAAAACAAAGCUCCAAUGUUGUCAUACUUUUCAAAAAUCCAUGUGCAAACAACUCAUUCAAUGUUGUUGUGUUCUUGUGAUAAUCAAAAGUAACUGGGCAUCCAAAAAGUAAGUUUCCGUGAAUUGUAAAAACUGAUGUGAACAAAUUUUAGAAUGAUAUUUUUACAUCUUUUAUAAUGUCCUUAUUUUUACUUAGUUUUUAUCUCAAUCAAAAAAUGUUGUCGAUACCAUCUUGUGCACUGAUUACGAAAUGAUUCCGUAACUAUCCACUGUGCAUUGCAAUUCAUCAUCACUCAUAAAGUGUUAUCAGCCAAGAUGACAUUUGACCGAUGGGAAAAGGUGGAAAUCAGUUGGAACCAGGAACAGUGUUGCAGACUCUAUGCAUUGCUUUUUAUUUUUGGUAACCACUUUGGACAAAUUUUUGACAAAUCAAGACCUUCAUAGCAAAGAAUAUAAUCGAACCUGAUUCCUUAAUUAUAUUCUUACUUGGCUUUAGGGAUAUUAUGAAGUAAAGUAAGGCUGAUUUCAGUAUUAUCUAGCUGUUCAGCAAGGAUGUCAUCUAUUGUCAGCUGUUUAUAUGUACUUGUGUUCUGAACAGCACUGACAAUGUCCUCAUAAUAAGAGAUCAUUGCUAUACCACUACACUCACCAUUAUGAAAAUCAAUGAACUAUUUGAAUUGGCAUUAUUCUAUUGUCAUAAAACUACAUUUACUACAUAAUUAUUUACCAUGGUUUUAUUUUUUAAAUAAAAAUAUGAAGAACUCUGUAAAUUUCACUACUGAUGGCAACAUGAGAAGUCCCCAUUGUUACUGUUAUAUAGGAUGAAUCCGCCAGUUCAAGGCCACACUCUGAUACCAACACUCUUAAUAAAAUACUCAGAGCUUGGGGUGUAAGAAUCAGGAAAACUUACUUUUUGGAUAACCCUCUUAUUAUAUCGCAUGAUCAAUUGGAAGUACAAACAUUCUUCAAGUUCACUAUGUAGUCCUAAAAAUCAUGUUUAUUUGUGCAAUGUUGGUGUAAAAUUCACAGCUAUCAAGAGGCACAAAUUGCUUUAACGUAAUUUUAGUUCUAGGUACAUUCACAUUUUCUUGAGAAAUGUUGUUGACUUAUUCAAGUUGUACUGAAUGUCAUGUCCUAGAGAUGUGGUUAAUUAGAUCCAUCUCAAUAAAUUGAAAAGAAGUUGCAUUCAAUUUGUGUUAGAUGUUCACAAGUACAGUAGACACUUAUGUGUAAUAUGUUAUAAGUUGUUUGUAUUUCCUGAAUGUACAAACAAUAUAAUGAUAAAGUACUUACAUACCAGUGGAACCUUUGAAGAAAGCACGAUAAAUUUCAUUAGAUAGUUGAUUGUAGUACGUAUCAAUUAAUCAAAUUAAUUAACCAUAUUAAUAUUGAGUGAGACAGUAAUAACAGUAAUAAUUCAAAGUCAUUGAUUCCUGUACUUGGUAGACUAGUAUUUCUUCUUAUCCUCUAAAACAAAAUAAAUAACACUUCCAUAUAAAUGAACUAAAAAUAUAAAAAUACAAUAACUUUUAAUUUAUAUUGUUUUAAUAAGAAUAACUUAGGUUGGCUUCAGGUUCAUAGCGGUCUUUUUUAUAAAAGGAGCUCACCUUAAAUAAAUAUUACAUUGCAGAAGCUUGUCAUUGAUAUAGUAUAAUGAGAUCCAUAAAAAUAAAAUCAUACUUCUAAGCUUCCACUUGGUAUUAUAACAGUAAGUGCUUUUGUAUGUUCCAACACUGUUUUUAGACUAUCAAGCUUUCUAUACAAAAUAAAAAUACCAAUAUUGUAUAGUUAACUAUAAAAACCAAUAAAAGACUUUCACUAUGAAAAGGA